Molecule: messenger RNA, 1215 nt
Organism: Rangifer tarandus platyrhynchus (Svalbard reindeer)
Lineage: Eukaryota; Metazoa; Chordata; Mammalia; Artiodactyla; Cervidae
Source: the annotation of a GenBank genome assembly
AUGUCUUACAACUUCUGCCUGCCCAACUUGAGCUUCCGCUCCAGCUGCUCCUCCAGGCCCUGCGUGCCCUCCAGCUGCUGUGGCACCACCCUGCCCGGGGCCUGCAACAUCCCCGCCAAUGUGGGCAGCUGCAACUGGUUCUGCGAGGGCUCCUUCAACGGCAACGAGAAGGAGACCAUGCAGUUCCUGAACGACCGGCUGGCCAGCUACCUGGAGAAGGUGCGGCAGCUGGAGCGGGAGAACGCGGAGCUGGAGAGCCGCAUCCUGGAGCGGAGCCAGCAGCAGGAGCCCCUCGUGUGCCCCAACUACCAGUCCUACUUCCAGACCAUCGAGGAGCUCCAGCAGAAGAUCCUGGCCAACAAGGCAGAGAAUGCCAGGCUGGUGGUGCAGAUCGACAAUGCCAAGCUGGCUGCAGACGACUUCAGGACCAAGUACCAGACGGAGCUGGGCUUGAGGCAGCUGGUGGAGUCAGACAUCAAUGGCCUGCGUAGGAUCCUAGAUGAGCUGACCCUGUGCAAGUCCGACCUGGAGGCCCAGGUGGAGUCCCUGAAGGAGGAGCUGAUCUGCCUCAAGAGCAACCAUGAGCAGGAAGUCAACACCCUGCGGAGCCAGCUGGGAGACCGCCUCAACGUGGAGGUGGACGCCGCCCCCACUGUGGACCUCAACCGCGUGCUCAACGAGACCAGGGCUCAGUAUGAGGCCUUGGUGGAGACCAACCGCAGGGACGUGGAGGAAUGGUACAUCAGGCAGACUGAGGAGCUGAACAAGCAGGUGGUGUCCAGCUCAGAGCAGCUGCAGUCCUGCCAGGCAGAGAUCAUCGAGCUGAGACGCACGGUCAAUGCCCUGGAGGUGGAGCUUCAGGCCCAGCACAACCUGAGAGACUCCCUGGAGAACACCCUGACGGAGACGGAGGCCCGCUACAGCUGCCAGCUGGCCCAGGUGCAGGGCCUGAUUGGCAACGUGGAGUCACAGCUGGCGGAGAUCAGGAGUGACCUGGAGCGGCAGAACCAGGAGUACCAGGUGCUGCUGGACGUGCGGGCCCGGCUGGAGUGUGAGAUCAACACGUACCGGGGGCUGCUGGACAGCGAGGACUGCAAGCUCCCCUGCAACCCAUGUGCCACCACCAACGCUUGUGAAAGGCCCAUCGGGCCCUGCAUCUCCAAUCCUUGUGUCUCACGUGCUCGGUGUGGACCUUGCAACACCUUUGUUCACUAG